UUAUUUAAUGAUAUUGAAUCUAUAAAUAGCAGCGUGUAUCAAUAUGUCUGAUGAAGAAUCAAUGGAUGAACCUUUGAGGCAGUCAGAAGAUAGAACAGAAAACCCAACAGACAUAUUAAAGCCGACAGCAGUUGGUUCGAAUGAGCCAAAUGAUGGCUUAGAUGAUUUAAUGGUUGAGUUGGAUUCAGAUGAAGCAUCUGCAAAUGAGAAGGAUAUGAUGAGUAUGUUUGCCAGCGUCUGGGUGAAGGUGGAAGUUGAGGAGGACUCUAAUACUAACAUGGCGAUUAACUUAAACAGCUGUAAAACUGAGCCAUCUGAUCGAAGUUUGCGUGCGAGGCCAAAUGCAGGAACAACUAAGUACCGAUUUGAUGAUGAUGAUGUAAAUAUAAAAAGUUCAGGAAAGAAAAAACCUAACAAAGUUUUAAAAUGUGAUCAAUGUGAAUACACAACAGGUUACAAGAAUUGUUUGAACAUGCACAUACUGAGUCACCACACGGACGACCGGCCGUACGCCUGCCACUACUGCGGGUAUACCACUAAGUACCCCACCUCCCUCAGUCGCCACAUACUCAUUCAGCACGAACUGAAGGACAUGCCACAGGAUGGUCAGGAAAAUGUUUACAAGUGUGACAAUUGCGACUACACGUCACAGUUCAAAUGGAACUUGAAUGCUCACAAAAGAAAGCACAAGCUGGUGAAACAGUUCAAAUGCCCCCAGUGCGACUACUGCACAGCUUACAGACAUAACUUUAUGAAGCACAGCAAAGUCCACACCGAGGGGAUAUUCUUCAAAUGUGACAAAUGCCCCUUCGUGACGCGCUUCGAAGGACAUAUCACUAGACAUUUGGCCAAAAUACACAAUGUAGUGAGUGAAAAAGCUUCCAGAUGUGACCUUUGUGAUUUUUCAACGAAGGUCCGUUGGAGGCUCAAUACCCACAAGCAAAGAAGUAAACAAGAGAAGGCUUUGCACUGCCCGUACUGUGAUUUCGUAACAUUCUACAUGUGUGAAAGUAAAAAACAUAAAGCUACACAUUAUAACAAAAUUUAUGGCACACCUGCCAGCCAUAAAGUUCAACAGAACUCAUUGACACCUACUAUUACUAAUCCAAUUGAUAAGUUGGAACCUCAAUCUCAACCGCCGACCCCUAUUUGCCGAGAAAUGGAGCCCCCUACUAGCAGUCAUAGCAAAAAGAGGGGUUCAAAUCAAAAUUAUAAAUUAGAUCCCGAUUGUUUGGAUUGGAACAGCAUUCAAGUUAUUGAGUCCGAUGAUAGGGAGAAGCCGUUCCUCUGCCACAUGUGCUCCUACACUUCUAAAUUUAAAGCAGCUGUCCAGAGACAUUUCCAAAGACACCACACCGGCACAACAAACAAACCGUACAAGUGUUGCAACUGUGAAUUUUCUACCAAAACUAAAGACCAGAUAGCACUGCACAACAAGAGAAGUAUAUCCGAGCAUCUGAUGGUGUGCAAAACUUGCGGCUUCACUACAAACUACAAGUGUCAGUAUGUGUCCCAUCAGAAGCGGGUACACUACGAAUUCAAGUGCAUGACAUGCUCCUACACGUGCCGACAAAAGUAUGAAUUACAAAAGCACUAUGCGACCAUGCACCUCGGGAAUGGACUGAAAUGUAAAUAUUGUGACUACACAUCCGCUAGAAAGGAAAGUUUACUCUGUCACGAGACCAUUCACACGGGGGACAAACCUUUCAAGUGUACCCUUUGUCCGUACAUGUCGAUCAGAAGGUCCCUACUCGAGAACCACAUAAAGAGAUAUCAUAGUGAGCAAACUAAGGAUGUUACAAUUAUAAGUGAUGAUAAAAUAGAAUCUUUGAAGGUAUCUCUGCCUCCGGAAACAUUUGCUUCUGGUCUGGCUUGUGAGAGCAAAUAGAUAGUAGCAGCAGAUAGAUUUUCUCGCUAACUGGCAGCAUAUGAUAUUUAAGAACAGAUAAAUAUAUAUAUAUAUAUAUA
Messenger RNA from Aricia agestis (brown argus), 1968 nucleotides. Its product is annotated as zinc finger protein 845-like. The transcript has 4 exons. The record is from RefSeq and is a predicted model, not a curated record. Gene Ontology annotation, cellular component: nucleus. The coding region runs from base 44 to 1888 and encodes 614 amino acids. NCBI's taxonomy places the organism in Eukaryota, Metazoa, Arthropoda, Insecta, Lepidoptera, Lycaenidae. Gene Ontology annotation, biological process: regulation of transcription by RNA polymerase II. Gene Ontology annotation, molecular function: DNA-binding transcription factor activity, RNA polymerase II-specific; RNA polymerase II transcription regulatory region sequence-specific DNA binding.